AAAGUAAGAGAGAUAUGCAGGUGGGGUCACUAAAAUACUGGCUAACAGCUAGUCAAUUGGGUUUAGCUUGGUAAAUGAGAGAAUGAGAGAGGCUUGUGGGUGAAGAUCCCUUCUCAUUAAUGGCGUACAUGAGAAAUGACAGCUUUGUGUUUGGUUUUAUCUACAGGCUUGCAUUAAUGAAGGCUAUCGGACAACAAGGAUGAUGUGAGUACAUUCAUGGUAAAACAUUGAAGACCCACAUGGUGACCCACAGCAUAAAGAGGGAUUCAUCUAUAUAUAAGCCAUAAAUUUCCGUCGUGGGCAUCAAGCUCUGUAUAAGAUUGUGGCUUUCAGUCUAAGAUAUUGAUUUGGGAAGAAGAAAGAAAGAGUGAUUUGAUUACUUGGUGUGCUUACUUUUGUAUUUGGUUAUGGAAUUGCAGAACAUUGCUGUAUUGAGUUGUAAGAUGAAGAAGAUGAUGUUGGUGAUGUUGGUGUUGCAGCAGGUGGUGUGGACUAGGGCAAUGUUAGACCCACUGGAUUUUUUGGCUCUGCAGAGCAUCAGGAAGAGCCUGUAUGACAUGCCAGGCUCUGAGUUUUUCAAGUCAUGGGACUUUUCAUCUGACCCCUGUGGGUUUUCUGGAGUGUUGUGUGAUUCACAAGGGCAAGGAAAGAGAGUUGUGGCUUUGAACCUUGGGAAUGCUUCUGCUGGGUCACCUGGACUGAGAGGCAAGCUGGAUGGGGGUGUGGGUUGCCUUGGGGCUCUUGUAGAGCUGACAUUGGUGCCUGGUCAGGUUGUGGGGACUAUUCCAGAGACCAUGGGUCAGUUGAAGGAGUUGCAGUUUGUGGGUAUCAGUAAAAACUUCUUGUCUGGUAGGAUUCCUCCAUGCUUGGGAUCAUUGACAAAGUUACAGACAUUGGAUUUGAGCUUCAAUCAGUUUGUGGGUUCUAUUCCCCUUGGGAUUGGACAGCUACCCACUUUGUCAAAUCUCAUUCUUUGCCACAAUAAGCUCACAGGACCAAUACCCACAUUCAUGUCUAGUCUCAGAAGGCUGGAUCUUAAGCACAAUGGGCUCUCAGGAACACUGCCAGAAUCUCUGCCUCAUUCUCUUCAGUAUGUUUCCCUCGCCAAGAAUCUGCUAUCUGGGAGCAUUCAUGGAGUUUCAGAGCUUCAACAGCUGAGUUACCUUGACCUUAGCUAUAACCAUUUUAGUGGGAAUAUUCCAGGUGAAUUGUUUAGUUUGCCUUUAACUUCUUUGUUCUUGCAGAGAAACUCUUUUACUGGUCCUGUUGUCCCCCAAGGGCAGGUCACAAUUCCAAAUGUGGACCUCAGUUAUAAUUUCUUAACAGGUCCUAUUUCCCCUUUUCUAGCUUAUGUUCAUAAUCUGCAUCUUCACAACAACAACUUCAUUUGGAGCAAAUCCUUCAAGAUUCAUUAAUGGGCAAGGCUUUCCUAUUGCUCAUAUCUGCUGCACCAUCAUCCACUUUCUCUCACACAUUAGGCAGCUUCAAAGCCCAUCAAUUUUGAUGGGCCGUUUUUGUAUAAAUCAAUUCACUGUUGUGAAGAUCUAAAUUCUGUUAAUUUUUUAUAACAUGUGCGUACGUGGAGAAUUAUCUUGACUA
Molecule: messenger RNA, 1599 nt
Organism: Cryptomeria japonica (Japanese cedar)
Lineage: Eukaryota; Viridiplantae; Streptophyta; Pinopsida; Cupressales; Cupressaceae
Product: probably inactive leucine-rich repeat receptor-like protein kinase IMK2
Exons: 1
Coding region: 408-1415 (335 amino acids)
Molecular function (GO): protein binding
Source: RefSeq, a predicted model, not a curated record